Dreissena polymorpha is the source of this 4111-nucleotide messenger RNA. Its product is annotated as calmodulin-like. The coding region runs from base 1907 to 2143 and encodes 78 amino acids. The transcript is spliced from 3 exons. Gene Ontology annotation, molecular function: calcium ion binding; enzyme regulator activity. Lineage: Eukaryota; Metazoa; Mollusca; Bivalvia; Myida; Dreissenidae. The record is from RefSeq and is a predicted model, not a curated record.
UAAUUGUUUUAGUUGAGAAACAGAAAGAAAAUGUAGUUUAUUUGUUAAAACAAACUUUGAAAAAGCCUAUUUAGGCGAAAUAUAUCAGUAAAGAGUGGAAUUUGUUCUGUGUAAAUAUAAUAUUAUUGUUUUCAUAAUAAUUGUAUUCAAACAUGUGUUAUGCUUAUUGCAAUGCUGCUUUAAAGCCAGCCUGGUUUCCGGAGAUGCCUCGGAUAAAAGUAAUGAAUCAGGCAAGUAAUAAGUUGUGCUUUGUAAUGAUUUUGACACUUUUUACAUGUCCGUUUAUAUAUCGAGAUACUCAUGACAUUGUCCACACUAUUUAUGUUUUUGCUUAUAUUUAAAAAACACCCAUAUGCUACGCAUAAUCAUAAAGCUAAUAUAUAUAUUGCGCCUUAGAACAAAAGAUUCCUUUUAACAUUCUUGCUUAGAUUUGUGUCUUAUUUUGCAUGUAUUAAAAAGAUCAAAAUUAAUUCUAAGCGCGCGUUAUAUUAUUAUUGUAUGGUACUUAAAACUGUAUUUUAAUUGCACUGGUCUUAAAAGAUGAUUAAAGUUGUGUUUUGCCAAUAGUUAAAUGAAGAAUGACAUCCCAGUAGUUCAGUUUUUUUUAAUAAUAGCAAAUUAUAAUACGCUUAAACAGUAACACAACUGAUCUAAUAGAAAUUAAAUUGCAAAUUAAAACAAUCAAACGUUCAAUUCUCCAGAAAGCCUUUACACUUGUUAUGUAUUUUAACGAUUUUUAUUUCCAUCUACGUGACAAUUGUUUUUGACAUUCCGCAAGUGUAGUGAUUCUUUAGUUUGUCAAUUAUUGUUAUUUCUCGCUGUUAGGCAAACAUAUUAAAUAGAUAAACUACAUUUGUUUAUAUUAAUUUUUGCGCGAAAUGUAUGUCAAUAUAAGAAAAAGUCACAUGCGAUUGUAGGUAUACGGAAGAACAUUAAACUUUUCAUGAUGCCUAGAAAUAUUAUUCAAUUCCAUGUUGACAUUUCCACGCAAUAUAAAUGCAUCGUUAUCCUGUGAAUUGGGUACAUUCAUACCCAAGAAAUAAACUUUCCAUCAGUUGUCAAGAUAUUGGCAUAGCUCAUUCUGAGUUGUUUGAUUUGUAAUAAAUGUAUGCAAGAAGAAAUAUUCACGUUUGCGCUUCCCAGAAACUGUUUAUUUCUUCGGAUACAACAACUUUAUUGUGCGUUUAAGGUCCGAACAUGCACUGUGUGCUAUGUAUCAUGUUUUACUGUUAUUAAAUGUAUUCUUUCAGUAUUAAACAUUAAUGUGUUUAAGACAAAAAAAUCUAUUGAAAGCUAUACCAACUAAGUCAACAACAGUUUUGCGCAUGUAUGCGACAAAUCAAGACAAAUAUUCCUUACCUUAAAUAGCAUUUAUUACUUCAUUUGAAAUUCGUGAGUUGUUCCGGCUCAUCGAUGCCAACAAUGACCGCUCCAUCUCCAGUCAGGAGCUCGGCAAGCCCAUGAGGUUCAUGGGUAUGACUCCCACGGAACAACAGGUCACCGAUGCCAUGAGAACACUGGAUGUUGAUCGGUAGUAUAUUACAUUUACAAAAGGUAUAUUACAUGUAAAUUAAUAUAUAAGAGAGGUAUUUGAAAAAACGUGUUUAUUUCUCGCACAUAAACGACUAAUCUUGAAAAGGUUUUCCGUGUUAUAGACAAUCAUUAAAUAUAAUGCAUGUUGAACACUAGUAUAAGCUGUGUUAAAGUGUUGUGUAAUGUUGUUUGAAUUGCAUAGUUUUGUAGAAAAAUAAAUAAUUGAUUAUUCGAUUUAUAUAAACUACCUUGGCUUUUCAAAAUAGGUGUUCUCUUGAAAUUGUAUUUUGGAAUUCUGAUUGAGCUUUUAAUGUCCGUGUAAUGAACACUUUGAGGCAGUGGAAGAAUAGAGUUCCGGUAGUUUCACGCCUUCAUGCAGAAAGAAAUGGAUAAAGUCAGUGAUAGUUCAUUCGCAAACGACGGCGAAACUGUCCGAUCAGCAUUUCGAACAUUUGACAGAGAUGGUAAUGGCUACAUUGAUCAGAAAGAAUUGAGAGUAGCGAUGAAAAAUCUUGGAGAGGCCCUAACGGACAAGGAACUAGACGAUAUGAUGAGACAGGCUGAUAUAGACGGAGACGGCAAAAUAAACUACGAAGAUUCUUCUUAUUAGGCAUAAACCUUCGGAUAAACAGAAAUACUGUUAUGGGGUUAUUAAUUCAAUUCAGCCAAUGACAUUCUAACGUUUUUUUUAAAUGUAUAUUUCAAACUGAUUGGCCGGCAUAAAUUCGCUCAUUUUCUACAAUUCGCUCGAUUGUAUCGGGUCAAAAUACAACCGUUGGGAUGCCAUUUUAUCGCGUUUUCAUUUUCAGAGUAUUGUUCUAUUAAAAUCUUCAUGUCAGAAAUUUGUGAAUAUUUCACAGACAGGUGUUCAUUAUAUUUUCCCUAUCAAAACUUCUUUUUUAUAAGUAUUUUGAAAUAAAUUAAUAGCCGGGCUUUUAUAGCAUAAGAGGACUACUGAACUUCAGCUGACCUUACGCAUCGGUAUUAAAGUCACAUAUGUAGGCUAUAGCUGCAUACUUUCUUUCUAUUCUUUUUAAAGAUUAAGUAAAUCAUUUUAUCCUACAGCUAAAUGAUUUUAUAGAACAAAUACGAAUCAUAAAGAAAAGAUAAGGUUUUCUCCGCGGUUAUUUAAAUCAGGUUUCUUCCACACUUAUUUUAAGAACAUUACGUAAUGACUAGUUUUUUUGGCCUUUCACUCCUGAUUGCGUCAUUCAGGUCAUCGGGUACGCAGUCGUUUAACGUGUUUACGAGUGUGUGUGUUUACGAUGGAUUAUUAUAAUAUUAUGAAUGUGAAAAACACAGUGUUUGGAUAUAAAACUGGAAUGAAACUGGUUAGACUGUAUUUUCGAUUUAGUUAAAAUGUCGAAUGUACUCGAAUAACGCGAUGUUUUGUUGAACAAUUGAUGGAUUAAAUUUAAGAAAAGUGUCAGUAAAUUGUUCUUUAACUUUUCGAAGGAAAUCAAUAUCGAAUUAAAAUGGUAAUUUCUUUGAUGGUUUAGUCGUUCCUUUGUCAGUCGAUCAAAGAAUGUCUAUCCACAAAGAAUUGCCUGCUUACAUACAGUGCUUUAAAAUGGAAAAGAUCGAUGGCGAUGAAGAAAUUUGUCUAGAAUUUAAACUCGUCAUGGAAGCAAAUUAAACAUUACGAAAAUAAACAUGGACGUGGUUAUUAUACAGCUUCGGUGAGUAGAACAAUACUUGUAUGUAAGUAAGUAUAAAGUGUGUAAAAAGAAGAGUUGUUUAAAGACUAAAAUUAACAAUAUCGACGGGAAUAAAUGCUGAAUCAUGCUUUACGUAGCCACGGUAUGUGUCUACACAUUUUGUUAAUUUCAAAAUGGCGGGAGCCAUGUUUGUUUUUUGGUUUUUACAGUGGUGAAACAAGAAUUGUAGUGUGAACACAACCGUGUGUGUUCUACUUGAGUGUGUUACAUUUGGAACGCUGAUUAAAUUUGAAUCGAGGCGUAUAGCGAUAUUUUGUCUCGUUACUUUUCUUUUGCGUGGAAUUCUUAAGGACUAUUUCGAUUUCAUAAACAGGAAAGAUCACAAUAAAUAUUACUACGCAAUGUAAGAUUCAGUUAAUUUAAUGUGUUUUUGCUUUUAUUUUAGGAAUAAAUUAAAUAAACCAAUAUUGUAUGAUAAAUAGAAUACUAUGUUAGUGUGAUUGUGUACUUAAAUUUAUCCCACUCGUGUCAGAAAGGCUUACAAGGCUCGGCAAGCCUCGCCAUGUAAAUCUUUCUUCACUCGUGGGAUACAUUUAAGUACACAUAGUAUUCUCUAUCAAAUAAGUGAUUAGUACUUUAAAAUUGCCCCCCCCCCCCACUGUCUCCAAAAUUACACAUUCUAUGUAUUAAUGUUAGAUUUCAUAAAAGUAAAUUAUUGAUCUGCUAAUGAUUCUUUUCAUUUCUCUUUUUCCAGAACUUGUGAAGAUUUGGUGUGAGGCAACGUAAAUGGUAAUUUUCAGUGUGCAAUAUAUAAUUCGAGACUGUUUGACAAACAUUUUCGUUUUAUUUCAUUGCAAAAUGUGCAUGCUAUAUUUUGAUAUUUACACACAUUACAGAAUGCUCAUUCAAAAAACUAUUUA